Molecule: messenger RNA, 3647 nt
Organism: Dermacentor albipictus
Lineage: Eukaryota; Metazoa; Arthropoda; Arachnida; Ixodida; Ixodidae
Product: sodium-dependent glucose transporter 1A-like
Biological process (GO): transmembrane transport
Source: RefSeq, a predicted model, not a curated record
GAACAAGUGACCGCAAGUCUAGCUGAAUAUGCCUUCCCGCAGCAAGCUGUGGCUCGACCUGGGACGUACGUGCAACUUGAGCCUCGGAAACUUGGGAAUGGUAGGAGGGCCUUCUCAUCAGCAUAAGAGGUGUCGCUUUGCUGGACCUGGCUGAUAUAUAUGGAACAAGCAUCGCCAGCAUAUCCUACCUUAUCACCACUUGCGGCGUGGGCAUUCUCAUCGGCUCUCUACUUGGAGGCAAGCUACACGACACGUACAACACGCAGUUGGUCUCAAUCGUGGCAAUGGCAGCGACCUGCGUCACAGCGACCAUGAUUCCACUCAGUGGCAUCCUAGCACUGGCACACGUUACCAUGUUUCUCUGUGGACUGAGCGUGGCUGCGUUUGCGACUGGUGCGAACGUCUGGAUCAUCAGGAUGUGGACAGAUAACAGCAGCCCGGCUCUGCAACUCUACCACUUCGCCUUCGGUAUCGGCGGUCUCCUGGGUCCGUUCAUCGCGCGACCAUUCCUGUCCAACAGCGACGAUGGCAAUGCGACCGCACCGAACACUACCGACAACGCAUACCUGACCCAGAACAGCAUCGCUUACCCGCCCGUCGACCUGGUAGAUCUGGCCAACAGCUCCGCCGCUCAAAAUGGCACGGGCGAGUCGAGCGUUUACUACGCAUUCGGCAUCGUCGGUGCAUUUUAUUUGGUUCUGACUGUUUCUAUGAUCGUGCUUUACAUUAUAGACACUGCGGACUUCAAACCUGCAGUACCUGAAGGCGAGGGCUUCGCGCCAGAUGAAGAACCGCGUAGCCCUGCCCACUUUACCCGAAUCAUUCUGGCAACAAUGUGCGUCUACAUAGGUAUCUACGUAGCACUCGAGUGUACCACAUCCCAGAUGGUGGCCUCGUUUGCAGUCAAGAGCCAGCUCCACUUCUCGAAGUCGUUGGCUUCUCGCGUCGAAUCCAUGUUCUUCUUCUCCUUCGCCGCCAGCCGCCUCACUGUGAGCCUGAUUACACUCAAACUUUCCGCCUUCUGGAUCCUAGUUUCAGCGCACGUCAUUCUCCUACCCACGGCCGUAACGCUCGCGCUACUGGGUUCCAGCAGGCCCACGGUGCUCUGGCUCACCAGCGCUCUCUUUGGUGUCGGACAAGGACUGAUCUACGCCGCUUUGAUAUCCUGGACGUCCGGGCACAUCAAUCUAAACAACAAGAUGAUGUCUAUAGCUGCUGUCACCGAAGGCAUCGGAUCAAUGACAGCGCCGGUUAUUGUAGGCCAAUUUCUGGACAGUGACCCUAACGUGUUCCUUUAUGUCUGUCUAACGACUGUUGCGUUGUGUGCGGUUACUUUCGCUUCUAUGUACAUCUACUUAAGAAGAACGCGACGCCGAAGCGAUGACAAAGAACUGCUAGUAAACGAAGCUGACAGCGACCAUAAUGACAGGUUUCAAUAGCCUUUGGAGGUGCGUUAUCAACAUGUGUUGUCAUACUGCGACUUUAAGUGAACAACGAGUCAACCCUAAUUAUCGCAUCGAAUGGGCAGGGCAGUCUUCAAACGACAAUAUAUGACAGCCUUGUAAUGUCCGUUGCAAGCUAUUAAGCGGAUAUUUUAACAGAAAGGGACGCAAACAUUCCGGAAAUACCGCAAGCCUAGAAGUCCCUGCAACCAUUUAUAGACUUUCAUUCACGUAUGCUCGCCCCUAGUGCUCUUCAUUUCCCCAUCUGUGUUUUUAUCCCUAUAUCCCCUUUGCUCUGUGUAGGGUAGCAAACUGUAAGUUCGUCUAGUUAAACUACCCAUCUUUCCUUUCUUUAUCCAUCUGUCUCUUGCUCUUUAGCGCCAAUACAGCGUUUGUGUAAAUAAAAUAUAAAUAAAAGCGUUGCUAGUGUGAGAAGGGAAGAUCUUCGUGCAAUAACUACAUUUGCACUCCGGCCUUAUUUUCUUUCCAGUCCAAGAUGAUCUUGUCAGAGCUGGCUGUAAUGCUGCGGUAGUAAGUAAAGGUAUACAAUCUAAAUAGUCUAAUAAAUCUUAGCCUUUCAGAAUAAUAAGCAGUGUUGCGCAAAACAUCCUCAUUUUUCACGCCUCCCGCUCAACCUUUUUGGAGCGCGUCGCUCUAACUGCCGUGAAAUUGCUAUGUGCUCAUCAAAAAGUAACGAUACACGCACAAGCCCUCUCCAUCUCACCAAACAACCAGUAUUCAUAGAUUGCGGAUACGUUCCGGUUUUGUCAUUAAAAAAUGUGUUGUAAUAGAAACAACGGAUCGUAUGUUCUUAUACGCUCGAAAAGUAAAUUCCUUGCUCAAAGCAGCGUCUUGCGUUGCCAUUUUCAUUUCACUUUUUCCUAGCUUCGAAUUGAAUUUGUGUGCUUUUUGAUCACAAGCCAUGGAUGCUGUACUACUGCUUUAGUCCAGCCUGAGCGAAGUUAUAAGCUGAAUUUGACAUCUUCCAUCAUAAAUGAAUAUGUGCCUAAGUUUGCCAGGUUAAGGUUUUACCAAUAUAGCGUGCACGACUUAUGGUAAACCUUUAUCGUACCGCGUACCAGAAUGUGCGACGAGUUUCUAUCAGGAUGUAUAAUCUUUCAGUGCAUUCUAAGUAAUGCUUCGAACAUUGGCAGUUGAGAUAAACUGGCUUUUUUUGCCGAUACCUUCUUUACUGAAUUUUGCAAUAUUCAGCUACAGGAUGCUUAUCUGAAAUGUACUCAGAAAUUUAAUUAUGAAAGUAAGAGCAUAUGUGUUAAAUGAAGAAUUGAGGCCGGCAAGUGUUUAAGGUGGCUGCGCGCAUACGGCCGGGUGUGUGAUGAGACCCAUUCUAUCCUGGCUAGCGAGGAGGCGAGAGGGUCAGUAAAAGCAGGGAGGUUGACUACAAUUUGUUUAUGUGGCCACCAGAAAGAGACACAAUAGCAGAAAACGAGCUAAUGCGAGCGAGGUCGUUGAUACCGAAGGGCAUGCGCACAUAUGUUGAAGCUCUGACUCGACGCUUGCAGGAUUUUUGUAUUUUCAGCAGGUGAAUGCGUCCCUUGCCGCCAGUUGAAACAUUGGUAUUGAUGCUUUGUGUACUCCUCUAUCAUUUCAUACGGUCUGCCUCAAUUAAAGAAAGAGGAAAACUAACGCUUUCUGUGCUGUCGAUCAUGUGAUAUACUGCUGCACAUUCGGGCUAGUCUGCUUAAGGUUACCAAAUGUUUGUUCUUGUUUUAGCUGACUACCUCCUACGGCUGCAAAUUUUCUUAUUUCAUCAUGCCAUCUCAUCUUCGGCUGUAAUCGGGUGUGCUUGCCUUCCCUUGGCACACAUUCUCUUAUCUCAGAAGACCACAUGUUGCCAGCUUUUCCGAUUAAAAGGUCUGCCCUACUUUAUUUACUCCCUUUAAAUGGCCCUUCACCAGGGCUGGACAUUUUGGGCUGACAAGCGCCGUGCCUACAAUGCGCGCUAACGAUCGUAUCUGCUAAGUAUUACGUCGCUACGCGCCGCGGAAAGAGCUGAAAUUUCAAACCGAACGCCGUUUGCCCUUCUCUCGGGCGCCGUGCUCCCAGCUGGAGAGUCAACGCAUAUCGCACAAGCGGGCGUACGUACAUCGCACUGCUGUGACGUCGCUCGUAGUGAGACGUGAUUUCGCGAAUUAUGCAAGGCAACAUCUGUUAUUUGUGUAAUCUGUCGCUUCAGUAGACGAA